Molecule: messenger RNA, 13692 nt
Organism: Schistosoma intercalatum
Lineage: Eukaryota; Metazoa; Platyhelminthes; Trematoda; Strigeidida; Schistosomatidae
Source: the annotation of a GenBank genome assembly
AAGAAAAAUACUUAACUGAUAACAACUAGAAAAAUUAUUUAUUCCCUAAACCCUGUAGUAAUAUCAAGUGAUCUACUUUAAUACACCAUUUAAAAAAUUUGAAGCACCAGACGAACAUUUCGUCCUAGUAUACAACGCCUCACUAGUGAGCAUCCUUGAGACCCUCACGUCACAAUCGAACAAACGACCCUCAGUCUCACACUGGAACACUUGAUAUCUAAACCACUGGAUCGUAAUCCAACAGUAUCAUUUUCUAACUUCAGUCAAUCCACAAUAGUACACGACUAUCUCACAUUGUCUUCAGUAGGUAAUCGCCACUCACUCGACACGGUUUAGCUUCACUGAUCACAGUCUCUAACUAGAAGUGUUAAAAUUUCCUCUAGAAGUUAGUUACUAGUAACCACAUAAUAAAUAUAUGUGUUUGUUGAGAUUUUUGAAUUUCACUGAAAUCCUGAAGUGACUUAAAUUAGACCACUGGGUUUUUAAUGGUGGUCUUUUCAGGAUUUCAAUGAAUUUCAAAGACCUCCACAACAUUAUAUCUAACUUACUUACACCUGUUACCUUCCAUGGAGGAGCAUAGGCCGCUCGCCUGCAUUCUCCAUCCAACCCUGUCCGGAGCAAUCCUUUACAGUAGUUUCCAGUUGUUAUAGUUCCUUUCCAUGUCUGCUUCCAAUUCUCGGCGCAGUGUGGGUUUUGGCCUUCCUCUUUGCCGUUUCUAUUCAGAAUUUCAAGUUAGCACUUGCCUCGUGAUGCAGUUUGAUGAUUUCCGUAAUGUAUGUCCUAUCCACUUCCAAUGCAUUUCCCUAACUUCCUCUUUAGGUAGAACCUGGUUUGUCCUUCUCCCACAGUAAGCUGUUGCUGAUGGCAUCCGGCCAAAGGACCUUCCAUAUCCUACAUAGAUAAUUGUAAAGAAAUACAUCUACCUUUUUGAUGAUGGUUGGGGUAGUUCUCCACGUUUCAGCUCCUUACAGUAAAACUGUCCUGAUGUUCGUAUUGAAGAUUCUGACUUUGAUAUUGGCUAACAGUUGUUUUAAGUUCCAUAUGUUCUUCAACUGUAGGAACACUUCCUUUACUUUGCCAAUCCUUGCCUUUACAUUUGCACCAGAUCCUCUACGUUUAUUGAUGUUGCUGCCCAGAUAUGUGAAACUUCCCACCUCUCCCAGAGUUUCGCUAUCAAGUAUGAUUGGUUUGGUGUUCUCUGUGUUGAAGUUAAGGAUGUUGCUUUUUCCUUUGUGUUUUAUAAGGCCUACUGAUGCAGAGGCAGGUGCUACGCUGGUUAUCAUAACCUGUAUUUGCCCGCGUGUAUGGGAUAGAAGGGUCAGGUUAUCUUUGAAGAACAAAUGUUCCAAUUGACUCCGAGCUGUUCAUUGUAUUCCUUACUUCCCCUUAGAUAUCGAGAUUUUCAUAAUCCAGUCAAUCAACAUAAUAAAUAGGAAGGGAGAGAAUAAGCAGCCUUGUCUUAUUCCUGUCCUCACUUGGAAUGAGAGUCAGCUGUCUCCCAUGAAUCACUUUGCAGUGUAGUUCGUCUUAUGAAUUCCUGAUGAUCUUCUCGGGUACUUCAUAGUGUUGAAGUUUCCGUAGUGUUCUCCUAUCCACACCGUCAAACGCCUUCUCAGAGUUUAGGAAGUUGGUGUACAGUGAUGAGUUCCAUUCAACUGAUUGUUCAACAAUGGUCUGUAGUGUGGCAAUUUGGUCUGUGCACGAUCGAUCCCUACGGAAUCUGGCCUGUUUCUUAACAAGCUUUUGUAUCGUUGUUUCUUCUUUUUUACAAUGACACAGUUAAUAUAAGUAAGCAUAGUGUUGUUUAAUCCGUUUAAACGCUAAUCAGAAUAAACAGAUUAAACACUGUACUUACUUAUUUUAACUGUGUUAUUGUAAACCAGAAAUAGCAGUACAACAGUUUGUUAAAAAGCAUUCCUAGAACUCCAAAGUUCGGGAUUUUAACAAUGGCAUGAAUUGGUAUAUUUGUAAAUAUGGAGCGUUUAUAGCUGCCAAUAACCUCGAAAGUCGACUACGUGGUUCCUUAUAAUUAUGCUUGGAUCAUGAUCAUUAUCUGUUUCACAACGACAUAAUUAUUUUUUAAAGCUUAAAUUGCAGAUUUCAUGAAUUUAGCGUAAAUUGGACCUAAAACUUUUAAAAUAUAUGUUAAAAUGUAAUUUAUUGAGGCGUUACAGUUUUAUGUAUUUAAUCCCCCUUGUACAUUUUGCUAUAACAAAUUAGUUUCUAUAGUAAAUACUCCUUAACGAGCCAUGAAAUGAUAAAUAAGAUUUUUCAGUGUAAAAUUACUACAACAAUUAUUAAUUCUAGCUUCGUUAGUUUGAAAGCAUGCUUUAAUGUUUAGCAUGAAUAUUAGUACAUUUAUACAAAGAAUUAUGACUGUUCAAGUAGUUUUCCAUGAGUUCAUAUCUGGGUUUUUUUUCUGUUUGUGUGUUUAUAUGUGACCUAUUUCCCUGUUAUCUGUUAGCAUAAACUAUUCUUGCCUAGGUUAUAGGUAUUAUGAAUGUUCAAUGUUAUAUGUGUAAAGAAUUGAUACAUUGAACAAUGUAUUUACUGAUCAGAUUGAUGGAAAUAUAUAUAUUUAGGGAAAAAGAGCUUUCUUCAAAUAAAAGAUCUCAGAUUUUGGCGCGAAAUUCAUCCAUCCAUCGGGCUAAAUAGAGUUUUGGCAUUAUAAGUGAUGUCAGUUCAUGAUGAAAACCCUAAAUCUAAUUCCUAACCCUAACCGUCCCCACUGUGCUACCUUGUUAAGCUUCAUGCUGAUUCAAUUUCGCAUAUUUUUCAGCUCAUUUGGAGAAAAUGAGUAUACUACUUUAAGAUCAACUGCAUAUAGAAGGUGUUACCCACACAAAAACUUCCACAAAUAUCAUUGAUAAACACUAAAAAGAGCAAAGGACCUAAGACACUACCUCGCAUUACACCACUUCUAACAGGGACAGCAUUAGACAAUGAAGAGUUAAUUUUAACUAUUUGAUGUCGAUUGCUGAGAACGGAAUCAAACCAAGCUAGCAAAGGGUGUUGAACCCCGUAAGAUGCGAGUUUACCUAUAAGAAGUUGGCGGUUAACCAUGUCGAAGGUUUUAGAAACGUCCAGAUAUAGCACUAAGACUAGAUAUCCUUGGCUAUGUAGAGAAUGGACUAAAUUAAAGAAGUCAAAAUGACAUGUCAUGCGAGAACGAUUUUUAAGAAAUCCAUGUUGAGUAUCAUUGGUAAAUUUUCCAGCGAGUAAAUAGUUAGAAAGUUUAUCACUUAUAAUUUUUUCCAUAAUUCGAGAGAUAACUGGAGUAAUAUUUAUUGGCCGAUAAUUGUUCAUUUCAGUCUUAUCUCUAGAUUUGUAACGUGGUAUGAUGUACGCGGUUUUCCAACAGUAAGGGUAAGAACCUGUUUCCAUAGAGUAAACAUCUUUAGAAGAAGUGGAAUAUCUGGACCAGUAUAUUUGUAGACAAAGGAUGAAAUCCCAUGUGCUCCAUGACCUCUCGAAAGCUUAAGGAUAUUUAUAGCCUGACUAAUUUUCAUGCAUGUAAAAGAGAUAGAUUUUAUUGAGUUGCUAGUUACACACAUAACUCGUGAAGCAGAGCCAUUUAUGAUUACUACACCAUUCGCAAAAAUACCACUGAGAAGGUUUGCUAUAGUUUUAGAAUCGUAUAUAAAAGUGCUAUUAUGCUGGAUGCACGGUAUAUCAACAUUUUGAGUUGCUUAAGCGCGUUUAUUGAAAAGGAUAGUUAAGUUUUGUACCUUUGAGUUAGUAUUAAGUGCUAGUAUCUCCUCAUUAAUGGCUUUUAACCUAUGUUCCUCUUUAAUUUGUAUUAAAAUUAUUGUUAUUUGUGCAACUGCUGUGAAGUCGUUUGACUUAAAAUAACGAUUCUGUAGGCGUUUUAGUUUAUUACGAUAUUUAGCUGGUAUAUAUAAUUCGUAAGGUUUACUAAACCUGUACGUUUUAAGAGGUAGACAGGAAUCUAAACAAGAGUUAACGACCAGAUAGAAUUCGUCGAUAGUAUCCAUGAGACUAUUACAUGAAAAAAAAUGGAUGUUUGCUCAACAUGGACAUAAUCGAUCUACAAAUUAAUGACAUUUUUAUUGUUUAGGGGAUUGAAAACCAAACAACAUAGGUUUCCAACGGUGGUCUAACAUCAAUUAAUUCAUGAUCUCAACCAAAAACUUAACAAUCUCCACAACCCACAUACUGAUAACAUAGAUAGCAUUAACUCUACUUUUACAGUAUAAAAAAUACGAAUAACAAUUGAUUAUGUAAUAAAUUUAAAAAUAUUUGGCUUGUUAAAACUUCAACUAGUAAAUAAAUGUGAGACAAUUCAGCGUUAAUUUACUUGAUCAACUUAAUAUUUCUAGUCGCUUAUCUUCGUAAAUGUUUAAAUCUUUACAUUUCCACGUGUGACAUUUACGGAUUCUGAGUAGAUAUUAUGUUGUAAUUGUUAUAAACGUCAUUCAUACAUUAUUACUGAGCACUUAAUUUUAUUACUAACCACCUCUAAGAACAUCAUUAGUUGUAUUGAAAAAUGUUUAUUGAAUUCAUUAGUGUAAUUAAUUUGAUGAGUAUCUGUCAACUUAAAAUACCAUCAAUAUUACACCAUUUUUAACGCGGAUUUGUGAUUUUCUCGGUACCCCCUUCCUCUUAUACAAAUAAUUCAAUAACACUAGAUUUGUAUGUAGUUUUCUUCACUAAGUACACUUGUGUUUGUACAAUUUAAGCUUAAAUGUGCACUGGAGUACCAUACAUAGUAUUUGGCUUGAGUGUGAUUCUACGUAUAUUGUUAUUCCUAAAAAAAACCAUAAUUUAUGAAUACAAUUGCUAUUUUUUGUUUGCAGCUCAUAUUGCACGACAAGAAGCCAACUUGUUAAAUGUCGAUUUAGGCGAUCCAAACGAUAAAGAUUGUGAUGGAAUUCCAGAUCAUAUUGAUAAUGAUUUGGAUAAUGAUGGAAAAAUCGACAGAACACAAGAUUCAGAUAUGGAUGGAUUAUUAAACCACAUAGACGAAGAUGAUGAUAAUGAUGGUAUUCCUGAUGUAUUAGAUCCUGAUGCGAAUGGUGAUGGUAUUCCAGAUUGUCGACGUGAUGGUGGAUUACAUUAUAAAUUAGUUAAAUCACCUUCUGGUUUAAUUAAAAAAGUAUUAAGAAUACGUGAACCAACACAAGAAGAACAACAUCAAGCCUAUAUGGUUAAUGAAGCUAAACGUAAAUUAAUACGUAUUCGUGCUAAACUACGUGAACCUUUACCAAAGAAUACAAUACAAGCAAUUCCAUCAUUUGAUUUCAAUGAUAACAUGAAUGAUAAUCCAGAUAAUCAUCAUCAUGUUAAUGAAAUAAAAUCUAAAAUAAAAUCAUUUAAUUCAAAAUCUGUUCAAUCUAAUAUCAAUUCAAAAAAUGAACAUACAAUUAAACAUCAUCCAAAUAAUAAACAAGAAAAUGGCGGUAAUAUAAAUUCAAAGAAAACAUCAAUACAAGGAAUCAAAUCUACUGGUUCACCUUCUUUAAAACAAUCAAAUCAACAACAAAUACCAAUAAAACAUAUCAAAGAACAAAAUACUGUUAAAUUAAAUAAUAAACAACAAAAUCGUAAAUUAGCAGAAAGUUUAAUACCAAAUGAAAAUACUGAUUCAUUUUAUUCUUUAAAUAAAGACAUUUUACUGAAUAUUCAUGAUAUGAAUGAUUACCCUGAUCAUGUUUCUACUCCCUUUGAUAAUUUUAACGAUGAUGAUGAUGAUGACAAUGAAAUAGAGAAUGAUCAAGAAGUUAAUUUAGCUGAUACAAACUUAAAAUCAUCAAUAUUUGGCAGUUUUUUAUUGCCUGGAGCAGAAGCAGGAACAGCUAAUGAAGUAACUGGAUCAAAUAGAAAAAAUAUCAAGAAAAUGAAACAAAACGAAGCAACACAAAUGAAAAAAGUUGAUAAAUUAAAAUUAAAAGAAAAACAGAAGGUUAACGAAAAUGACAAAAGGUUACACUCCACAAAAAAUAAACAAUCAUGUGACGUCCAUUCAUGUCAAACAACAAAAAAUAACCAGGUGAAAACUCACCGAAAAUCUCAAUCUAUCACAAACUAUUUAUCUAGGCAUCAUGAAGAUGAUCAUGAUGACGAAGAUGAAACAUCGCUAGACUCAGAUGGUAACGGCAUACCGGAUUAUAUGGAAGAUGAAAAUGGCGAUGGUAUUCCGGACUACCGAGAAGAUGAUGAUAAUGAUGGCAUUCCAGAUCAUUUAGAAAGUGAUUCAGAUGGAGACGGUAUUCCAGAUUAUAUGGAAGAUGAUGAUGGAGAUGGAAUACCAAACUACUUAGAAGACGAAGAUGAAAAUGGCAUUCCAGAUUACCUGGAAACAAGUAAAGAGAUCAAAAAUCAAGGUAAGUAUAAAAUAAACGAACGUCCAGUUCGAAAACAUAAAAAUAAAGAAAUACGUACAGAUCACAAUAAAAAAAGUUUAAUAAGAUACGGAAAAAAUAUCCAUAACAAAAUCCACAGUCAACAACGCAACUCACACCAUGACCAUCGAGAAGACGACUCCGACGGCGACGGUAUCCCUGACCACCAGGAGGAUGAGGAUGGUGACGGAAUUCCAGACUACCUGGAAGACGAUGAUGGGGACGGUAUUCCCAAUUAUCUCGAAACGAGUCACCUCAAGAGAGCAAGCAAAUUACCGAAACAUAUCGACAGGGACGGUGAUGGAAUUCCAGACCAUCUAGAGGGUGAUUCUGAUGGUGACGGUAUCCCUGACCACCAGGAGGAUGAGGAUGGUGACGGAAUUCCAGACUACCUGGAAGACGAUGAUGGGGACGGUAUUCCCAAUUAUCUUGAAACGAGUCACCUCAAGAGAGCAAGCAAAUUACCGAAACACAUCGACAGGGACGGUGAUGGAAUUCCAGACCAUCUAGAGGGUGAUUCUGAUGGUGACGGUAUCCCUGACCACCAGGAGGAUGAGGAUGGUGACGGAAUUCCAGACUACCUGGAAGACGAUGAUGGGGACGGUAUUCCCAAUUAUCUCGAAACGAGUCACCUCAAGAGAGCAAGCAAAUUACCGAAACAUAUCGACAGGGACGGUGAUGGAAUUCCAGACCAUCUAGAGGGUGAUUCUGAUGGUGACGGUAUCCCUGACCACCAGGAGGAUGAGGAUGGUGACGGAAUUCCAGACUACCUGGAAGACGAUGAUGGGGACGGUAUUCCCAAUUAUCUUGAAACGAGUCACCUCAAGAGAGCAAGCAAAUUACCGAAACACAUCGACAGGGACGGUGAUGGAAUUCCAGACCAUCUAGAGGGUGAUUCUGAUGGUGACGGUAUCCCUGAUCACCAGGAGGAUGAGGAUGGUGACGGAAUUCCAGACUACCUGGAAGACGAUGAUGGGGACGGUAUUCCCAAUUAUCUCGAAACGAGUCACCUCAAGAGAGCAAGCAAAUUACCGAAACAUAUCGACAGGGACGGUGAUGGAAUUCCAGACCAUCUAGAGGAUGAUUCUGAUGGUGACGGUAUCCCUGACCACCAGGAGGAUGAGGAUGGUGACGGAAUUCCAGACUACCUGGAAGACGAUGAUGGGGACGGUAUUCCCAAUUAUCUCGAAACGAGUCACCUCAAGAGAGCAAGCAAAUUACCGAAACACAUCGACAGGGACGGUGAUGGAAUUCCAGACCAUCUAGAGGGUGAUUCUGAUGGUGACGGUAUCCCUGACCACCAGGAGGAUGAGGAUGAUGACGGAAUUCCAGACUACCUGGAAGACGAUGAUGGGGACGGUAUUCCCAAUUAUCUCGAAACGAGUCACCUCAAGAGAGCAAGCAAAUUACCGAAACAUAUCGACAGGGACGGUGAUGGAAUUCCAGACCAUCUAGAGGGUGAUUCUGAUGGUGACGGUAUCCCUGAUCACCAGGAGGAUGAGGAUGGUGACGGAAUUCCAGACUACCUGGAAGACGAUGAUGGGGACGGUAUUCCCAAUUAUCUCGAAACGAGUCACCUCAAGAGAGCAAGCAAAUUACCGAAACACAUCGACAGGGACGGUGAUGGAAUUCCAGACCAUCUAGAGGGUGAUUCUGAUGGUGACGGUAUCCCUGACCACCAGGAGGAUGAGGAUGGUGACGGAAUUCCAGACUACCUGGAAGACGAUGAUGGGGACGGUAUUCCCAAUUAUCUCGAAACGAGUCACUUCAAGAGAGCAAGCAAAUUACCGAAACACAUCGACAGGGACGGUGAUGGAAUUCCAGACCAUCUAGAGGGUGAUUCUGAUGGUGACGGUAUCCCUGACCACCAGGAGGAUGAGGAUGGUGACGGAAUUCCAGACUACCUGGAAGACGAUGAUGGGGACGGUAUUCCCAAUUAUCUCGAAACGAGUCACUUCAAGAGAGCAAGCAAAUUACCGAAACACAUCGACAGGGACGGUGAUGGAAUUCCAGACCAUCUAGAGGGUGAUUCUGAUGGUGACGGUAUCCCUGACCACCAGGAGGAUGAGGAUGGUGACGGAAUUCCAGACUACCUGGAAGACGAUGAUGGGGACGGUAUUCCCAAUUAUCUCGAAACGAGUCACUUCAAGAGAGCAAGCAAAUUACCGAAACACAUCGACAGGGACGGUGAUGGAAUUCCAGACCAUCUAGAGGGUGAUUCUGAUGGUGACGGUAUCCCUGAUCACCAGGAGGAUGAGGAUGGUGACGGAAUUCCAGACUACCUGGAAGACGAUGAUGGGGACGGUAUUCCCAAUUAUCUCGAAACGAGUCACCUCAAGAGAGCAAGCAAAUUACCAAAACAUAUCGACAGGGACGGUGAUGGAAUUCCAGACCAUCUAGAGGGUGAUUCUGAUGGUGACGGUAUCCCUGACCACCAGGAGGAUGAGGAUGGUGACGGAAUUCCAGACUACCUGGAAGACGAUGAUGGGGACGGUAUUCCCAAUUAUCUCGAAACGAGUCACUUCAAGAGAGCAAGCAAAUUACCGAAACACAUCGACAGGGACGGUGAUGGAAUUCCAGACCAUCUAGAGGGUGAUUCUGAUGGUGACGGUAUCCCUGACCACCAGGAGGAUGAGGAUGAUGACGGAAUUCCAGACUACCUGGAAGACGAUGAUGGGGACGGUAUUCCCAAUUAUCUCGAAACGAGUCACCUCAAGAGAGCAAGCAAAUUACCGAAACACAUCGACAGGGACGGUGAUGGAAUUCCAGACCAUCUAGAGGGUGAUUCUGAUGGUGACGGUAUCCCUGAUCACCAGGAGGAUGAGGAUGGUGACGGAAUUCCAGACUACCUGGAAGACGAUGAUGGGGACGGUAUUCCCAAUUAUCUCGAAACGAGUCACCUCAAGAGAGCAAGCAAAUUACCAAAACAUAUCGACAGGGACGGUGAUGGAAUUCCAGACCAUCUAGAGGGUGAUUCUGAUGGUGACGGUAUCCCUGACCACCAGGAGGAUGAGGAUGGUGACGGAAUUCCAGACUACCUGGAAGACGAUGAUGGGGACGGUAUUCCCAAUUAUCUCGAAACGAGUCACCUCAAGAGAGCAAGCAAAUUACCGAAACACAUCGACAGGGACGGUGAUGGAAUUCCAGACCAUCUAGAGGGUGAUUCUGAUGGUGACGGUAUCCCUGACCACCAGGAGGAUGAGGAUGGUGACGGAAUUCCAGACUACCUGGAAGACGAUGAUGGGGACGGUAUUCCCAAUUAUCUCGAAACGAGUCACCUCAAGAGAGCAAGCAAAUUACCGAAACAUAUCGACAGGGACGGUGAUGGAAUUCCAGACCAUCUAGAGGGUGAUUCUGAUGGUGACGGUAUCCCUGACCACCAGGAGGAUGAGGAUGGUGACGGAGUUCCAGACUACCUGGAAGACGAUGAUGGGGACGGUAUUCCCAAUUAUCUCGAAACGAGUCACUUCAAGAGAGCAAGCAAAUUACCGAAACACAUCGACAGGGACGGUGAUGGAAUUCCAGACCAUCUAGAGGGUGAUUCUGAUGGUGACGGUAUCCCUGACCACCAGGAGGAUGAGGAUGGUGACGGAAUUCCAGACUACCUGGAAGACGAUGAUGGGGACGGUAUUCCCAAUUAUCUUGAAAAUAAUGGUGCUGCAUCAAUUUAUUUAAAUUUUUUGCGGAAAUCGAUCAUGAAUUUCAAGUCGUCGGAUUCAAAGGACAAUGUUAUUCAUGAAUCACUGCGUGGUGACACUGAUGGUGUUCCUGACUAUCUAAAAGAUAGUGAUAAUGACGGAGUACCAGAUUUUAUGGAAGAUGAUGAUGAUGAUGGAACACCAAACUAUAUAGAUGUUGAUUCUACAGGACAAUCUUUGCAACAUUCAAUUUCGUAUAAAAAGCACUACGAUUUCAAUAAAAAUGGCAUACCAGAUGACUUGGAAAGUGAUCAGGAUGGCGAUGGCAUCCUUGACUUCAUGGAAGAUUCUGAUGACGAUGGUAUUCCAGAUUAUCUAGAGGAUUCAGAUAAUGAUGGAUUCCCAAACUAUUUAGAUGAUACAUUUAACUCCAAACGUGAUAUCCAUUUAAAAUUUGAAGAUAAAAAUAAGAAUGGGAUACCGGAUCAUUUAGAACGUGAUUCUGACUAUGACGGAGUUCUUGACUAUUUAGAAGAUUCUGAUAGAGAUGGUAUACCAGACUAUUUAGAAGAUACUGAUGAAGAUGGUACACCAGAUUACAUGGAUGAAGAUGCUGUUACACAAUUUUCUCCGAGAAAAAUACGCCAUCGUGGAAGCGGUCGAAAAUUUGCUGAUGCUGAUAGAGAUGGUAUACCAGAUCAUUUAGAAGGUGAUAUUAAUCAAAACAAUAUCAUUGACUAUUUAGAAGAUUUGGAUAAUAACAGUAUACCGGAUUAUCUUGAAGAUUCUGACAAAGAUGGUAUACCAGACUAUUUAGACGAAGAUGCUAAUACAAAAUUUUCACCCAAAGUAUUAAGAUCAUUAAAACCAGCCAGACAUUAUGCUGAUAUAGACGGUGAUUACAUACCAGACCAUUUGGAAGAAGAUAAUGAUGGUGAUGGAAUUCCAGACUACCAAGAAGAUUCUGAUUCGAAUGGUAUCCCAGAUUAUUUAGAAGAUAGUGAUAGUGAUGGUAUACCGGAUUACAUAGAUGAGGAUGCUACGACACAGUUUUCACCGAAAAAAUAUCGUGAAUUACGUUCUUCUAUGAAAUUUGAAGAUGAAGACGGUGAUGGUAUACCAGAUCAUUUACAAGGUGAUUCUGAUGGUGAUGGAAUUUUAGAUUUUCUUGAAGAUAGCGAUGGUGAUGGGUUACCAGAUUAUUUAGAAGAUGCUGACGGUGAUGGUAUUCCAGAUUAUUUAGAUGAAGACGCAAAUAGUCAAUUUUCACCGAAACAUUUCACUGACAAAAAUAAAGAUGGUAUACCGGAUCAUUUAGAAGGUGAUUCAGACGGUGAUGGUACACCGGAUUAUCUUGAAGAUACUGAUCAAGAUGGUGUCCCGGAUUAUUUAGAAGAUUCCGAUAAUGAUGGUAUACCGAAUUAUUUAGAUAAUGAUGUUGUUGAUGUGGAAGUUGAAGCAGUUAUUGAAGCGUAUGAUAAAGAUACCAACAAUAAUGGGAUGGCAGAUUAUUUAGAAGAUUGGGACGGUGAUGGUAUACCAAAUUAUCUUGAAGAUGAAGAUCAUGAUGGUAUUGUAGACUUCUUGGAUAAACAAGACAAUCGUUUAUUAAGACGAUUGACCAAAAAUAAGAAAUCCAAAUUUCAAAAUCCAAAUGAUAAAAACGCCAAUUUUAUACCAGAUCAUGUAGAGGAUGAUUUAGAUGGUAAUGGAAUUCCAGAAUUUAAACAAGAUUCUGACGGUGAUGGUAUACCGGACUACUUAGAUGAAGAUUAUUUUCAUCACUUUCUAAAGGAGUCAAAAAAACACACUAAAAAGAAAAGAAAAGAAAGUAAAAAAUCUUCGAGUAAAAUCAAAGCCGUCCCUGGGAUCCCAGACAGUUUGGAUCAUGAUGCAAAUAGUGAUGGUGCACUGAAAGAGAAAGUUGCCGAUCGAAAUAACAACGGGGUACCAGAUAAUCUAGAGAUGAAAGACUCUGAUAAUGAUGGAAUUCCCGAUGAUCAAGACGAUGACGACGAUAAUGAUGGUAUCAAGGAUUAUCAUGAAGAUCGAAAUGGUAAUCAGAUGUUGGAUAUUCUUGAAGCAAAAGAUACAGAUGGUGAUGGAAUUCCUGAUUAUCUAGAUGACGACGAUGAUGGAGACGGUAUACCUGAUUGCGAUGACGAUGAUGACGAUGGUGAUGGAAUUAUUGAUCUACUUGAUACAGAUGAUGAUAACGAUAAUAUACCAGACCACUUAGAUAGUGAUUCCGAUGGAGAUGGUAUUGACGAUAAAAAGCAAGAAAGAAAUCGUCAUAAAACUACUAAUCCAAAAGAAACUGUCAAGAAAAAUAAAGAAAGCAAAACGACGGUGCAUUUACCUUCACCUAAAUCUCAACUACCAGGACAUUCAAAAAGCAAAUCACUACCUAAAAAGACCACAGAUUAUGAUAAUGAAGACAGUGAAAAAACUGAUGAUGAUUAUGACAACAAGAAACUAUCUAAAAUGAAAGACAGCGGUAUCAAUAGUGAUAAUGAUGAUGACGAUGAUGAUGAUAGCGAUGAAGACGAAGAUGACGCCGAUGGAGCAGAUGAUGGCAAACCUAUGACGAAAACUAGGUCUAUAGUUUUAUCUAUAUUAAAACGAAUCGAAAACAUCUUUGGUGUUGAAGAUGAUGAUGGUGAUCAUGAUGCUGAAGAGGAUGAUUCACAUGAAGAAAUUCAUGAUCAUUAAAAUGUUAUUUUAUCCUCAUUUUUAUACUAAAGAGAUUUCAUAUGAUUUUAUUAAAAAUCAAGUUGUUUUAGAACCAUUAAGUAGUACAACCAACCAUUACUACUCAUUCUCUUGACUUAGUUUGCAUCGGUUGAAUAUACUAGCUCAAUUGACAAAUCUAAUGUUUUGAUGUAUGAUAAUGUGCAGUUCUGUACCUUACCAUUUUUUUCGUUUUAAAGAUAUUCUUACAUACUAACUAAAUCCUUAGAAUAAUACUCUCACACAAUAGCUUUACUUUUCAUCCACUCAGUCUUUUUGUUCUCCCUCUUCAACCCUUCUGUAUUGUUUCAUUUUCGAAUCAGUUAAACUAUCCAUCUUGUAACUUAUCCAAUUUCUUAUUGUUUUUUUUAUUUGCUUUAGUGGAAAUAGAAAGAAUUAAACAGGAAAACAACAAACAAGUACACAAAAGAGACUAGAUUAGAAAAUAACAAGAAAUAUGGAAAAUCAAUAGAAUAGAGUUAUAUACAACGUUGAUUUUCCAGCUCUUUUUUUCUGAUCAAGUAAUUUUGGAUUUUCGUUGAUUACACACACACAAACUAAACACAUGUUUUAAUGGUACUACUACUACUACCACUGCCUUUCUUUCAACUACUAUGAAUUAGUUAUUCAUUCAUCAACUGUAAUAAACUCUUUGUGAAUGUUUAUUCCUUGUUUUCUUUCGGUUUUUCAGUUUCACUUCUUCAUCAUCCACUAUUUUUCUUUCGUAUACAGUAGAAAUAUUCUGAAAACUCUAUCUCCCUACAUAUAAUGUUUUUAUUUUUCUGUCUUCAACUUUCAAUUUAAAUUAAAUAUAGACACAUUUAAACAAACAAACAAAUUACAGCACAGAAAUUAAAUAUUAUUUAGUUGAGUUUACUUAUUUUCCUUUAGCAUGUUUUCGUUAAUAAAAUUUACUGGUUUUCUUUUGAAAUAUUGUGUACUCAGUAAAGUUGGAUUCAGAG